AUGAGUGUAUCCAAAAAACAAGUUGUGUCUGCGGAACAGAAUCGUGGUGAUGUUCCAGAAACUUAUCGUGUGGGCGUGCGGAUACCCCCAUUUUACGCCGAGAAACCCUCACUUUGGUUCUCCCAGAUGGAAGCACAGUUUGCUUUAGCAAACAUCAAGACGGACGAGACAAAGUUUUACUACGUCACAGGCAACCUGGAUCCACAAUUUGCAAGCGAGGUCGAAGAUAUAAUUUGCUACCCACCCACGGAAGAAAAAUAUGAAAAAUUGAAAACUGAACUCAUAAAGAGGCUGUCAGCAUCACGUGAGAAAAAGGUGAAGCAGCUUCUUAUGCAUGAAGAGCUUGGGGACAGAAAACCGUCGCAGUUCUACCGCCACCUCCUUAAUUUGGCUGGACCUGGGGUUCCGGAGGAGUUUCUGCGCACAAUUUGGACAAGUCGCCUGCCCAACAGUACGCAAGCCAUCAUCGCGUCACAGACCAAGGCCGAUAUGGAUGAACUUACGGAACUAGCCGACAGAGUUCACGACGUAGUCGGCUCGCAAAUUGCAUCGACAUCCGUCGUCACAGCAUCAUCGGGGACUUCUAGUGACGGUAUGGCCCUCCAGAUUGCCGCGCUGACCAGGCAGGUGGAAAAGCUAACUGGAAGAAUGGAACGAAUGUCUCGACCCAGGCGACGCUUCGACAGCCGUACGCGUAAUCGUUCGAGCUCCACAAGAUCACAAUCCAAUUACCGACGGUACCCUCUAUGUUGGUACCACCACAAAUUCGGGGAGGAAGCUAAAAAAUGCAUCAGACCAUGUGACCAUCACACAGCGGGAAAUGCAAGGGGCAAUCAAUAA
Molecule: messenger RNA, 840 nt
Organism: Bombyx mori (domestic silkworm)
Lineage: Eukaryota; Metazoa; Arthropoda; Insecta; Lepidoptera; Bombycidae
Exons: 1
Coding region: 1-840 (279 amino acids)
Source: RefSeq, a predicted model, not a curated record